GAUUGGUCGCGCAGGCGCAGGGAAGGAUCCGUUUUGGCGGGCGGUUGGCGUUGCGCAGAAGGCGGCGGCGGCACUGUCUUGUGGUCCUGCUUCACCACAGAGGAACAGGGAAGACGUUUGCGUGAGUGAUCGGUGUCGAUUCCGGCCUACUUGGGAUGACUGUCAGCAGCUCUUGCAGGUUCUCUUCACCACCGAAGAGAGAACGAAUACAGGUGGAAGCUCGGAAGUCUGUCCUGGGAGAGGACAAACAGCCGACUCAAAACCCAGACCUCAUAAACGCUGCCUUCCCCUUAUCCCGCCCUACCUGGGACUACAAUUCAGCUGAAGGAACCCGGUGGCCUUAGUCCUUCAGGUGGAACAGCUUGCGACAUGGGCAAGAAAACCAAGCGGACAGCUGACAGUUCUUCUUCAGAGGAUGAGGAGGAGUAUGUCGUGGAGAAGGUGCUAGACAGGCGUGUAGUUAAGGGGCAAGUGGAAUAUCUACUGAAGUGGAAAGGCUUUUCUGAGGAGCACAAUACUUGGGAACCUGAGAAAAAUUUGGAUUGCCCUGAGCUAAUUUCUGAGUUUAUGAAAAAGUAUAAGAAGAUGAAGGAGGGUGAAAAUAACAAACCCAGGGAGAAGUCAGAAAGUAACAAGAGGAAAUCCAAUUUCUCGAACAAUGCUGAUGAUAUCAAAUCCAAAAAAAAGAGAGAGCAGAGCAAUGAUAUCGCUCGGGGCUUUGAGAGAGGACUGGAACCAGAAAAGAUCAUUGGGGCGACAGAUUCCUGUGGCGAUUUAAUGUUCCUAAUGAAAUGGAAAGACACAGAUGAAGCAGACCUGGUUCUUGCAAAAGAAGCUAAUGUAAAAUGUCCACAGAUUGUGAUAGCAUUUUAUGAAGAGAGACUGACGUGGCAUGCCUAUCCUGAGGACGCGGAAAACAAAGAGAAAGAAACAGCAAAGAGCUAAAGGAGGGGGUGGUCUCUGUCAUUUCUCUUUGUAUAUAAUACAUUCACCUCCCUGCCUCCUCUCCCUUCUGCCCACCCUGUUCUAUCCUAAACACAUCCAUAAAAAAUGUGCUUAUCACUGUGCUCCACAGGAGAAAUGUUGGUAUUGGUUCUCUUGUAACAUAACUGAUGGUCUGAUUCAUGAUAAGUGUCUCUCUGUGAAGACCAGGCAUUUACAUACUGUGUGUAAUUCCCACAAUUUUUUCCUUUGCCCUGAUCUCUUCCUUCUGCUCCCCUGUGACCUCAAGAUGAGUUUUAACUUUUUAAACAUCUUAGAGUCUUGAUCUUUUCAGGGUUAGUUGCUUUUUAGAUUGGGGGAUUUUGUUAUAAUGAUGAUGAAUUUUGGUUUCUUGCUUUGGUUCUUAGAACAUGUUGAUGACCAGCUAGCUUUUGUUUUGAGAUGUUGGGAUGGAAAAGAUGUUCCCAUCUUUUUAAAAAGCCAAUAGCAACUGCCUACCUGUUGGGGCUUUCCCAACCUCAUUCAGCUCUACCCAGUAGAAUACAGGGUUCCUGGUGUGGUCUUCUGGGCCACCCUCUGUUGUUCAUCCCCACUCAUCCUCCCAGAAUAGCUCCAUCCUUUGGAGGACUUGAAAUUUUACACUCAAAUUUGUCAAGGCACUCUUAGCUCCAGGACUUUUGGCCUUGUUUCUUAUCAAUCCUUGAUUCUACUUCUGCAAGGUGGUGUAGUCGGUCAUACAAUGACAAGAAUAUUAACUGUGGAGAUUUUUAGCUAUUAGUACAUGAGGAUGAUGGGGUAGGAUAUAAUUGUCUUUAUUAUCACAUAUGGUAUAUAUGUAUUAUUUCCUUCCAUCCCUCACAUUUGGACUAUAUAUUUAUGUAGGUGUGAGUGACUGCCUGGUGCUUGCUUGUGCCAAGGUGCUAGGCACCCUCCAGCCCUGCCAACUUUUGUGGCCUCCCAAAGCAUUCCUGUUACCAAAGAGGCUUCAGACCUGACUCUCACUUCUCCGUGGACCCAAGUGUCCCCUCCAUGCCAUUAUUUUCAGUGGGGAAUUCUUGGAGGGGAGCCAUCGGCCACAACAUCAAAUUUUAAAUAUUCAUAGUGUUUAUAGUCCUAAAUUUCCUGCUUUGUUGACUCCUGGAUUUGCCACCAAGAGUCCCCAAAGUAUUAUAAUACUCUUCCCUUUUUCCACCCUCAAACUCUUUGUUGUAUCUUAUUUUUAAAAAUGCAUUUCUGUGGAAGACUAUCACCUUAGAGUGACAGGCCCUGGCAUUAGCAUGCUGGCACAACCUUCUGUCCCUACUCAGCAAAAGAUUUCACUUUUGGCUUCCUCCUGCUUUGCCAUUAUAUUGAGAGAUUAUUACCAUAUCCUUCUGCCUUUGUGCCCCAAGAAAUGCCCUAAUUCUCUUUAACCAUUUUCUUUCAGUUGAGGGGCGGGGGGGGGGGGAGGGUGGCUAGAGAAACAAGACUAAAAGUAAGGAAAUAGCAGGGUUAUGAGCAUCUGUGUCCCAGUCCAAAGCUGAGGAAUUAAGAAUAAAUGCUUGAAAUAGCCUUAACUCUAGAGUUCACCAGCCAUUGAGGUUGUUUUUGUUGUUGCUUUUGAUUUUUAAAACAUGUAGCUGUCUGGCCAGGAGCAUUCAGCCAUUUCUAGAUGAUUCAGAGUAAUCGGGGGAAUGGAUAGAUUGCUCCAGUCCACAGAUGAGCUGAAUAAUAUGCAAAUCAUAUACCCAUUCAUAGCAUUUGUUACCAUUGCUUUCCUGCUCAGCUGCUGAUUGAAUUCUGUGUGCUUGUAUAAAUUAUGUCAAAAAUUAUACUGCACAGUUGAGAAGACAGCUGUUGCUGCAGUGACAUGACAGACUGGAACAAUGAAGCUUUUGGUUUAAGUCAUCCAGGAAAAUCCUUCUGAAUGGUAAUGUGAUUGGGUGAGAACUCCUAACCCAUAGCUCAAGUGGGUAGGAGUUUUUAUCUCCAUCUUUCUUUACUCUGAAAGAAUUCAAGGUCUAGAUCAAGUGCUAGAUAAUUGCUUAGUACUUAAUCUGAUGGGCAUCUAAAAGAAAGAAAGGAUGGUCAGGAAACAAAUUUGUCCUACAAAGAGCCAAGAAUAUCAAUUAGGGUAGACAAGAAUAAGACAAAAGUAGGCCAGAGCCCCUCAGGAGGUGAUCUGGGUCUGUUGAUUUGCAGGUGGAGAAAAUCACCUCUUAUCCACGUAGCCAGUGUGCCUCCCAGGAGCAGUGGGCCUGUAAACUACAGUGACGGUAUUUUUAAGACCAAGACCUAGCAUUGGACAAAGAACACCAUGGAAUUAUUUUGUGCUGAGAUUGGUCCUGAGAAACCUGGGGCAUGUGGUUGCUGUGGUUAUAGGUAAUAUUUAAGGUACUCAUCAAAACCUGGUUUUCUUUUAACAACGGAAGUAUCAUCUACAACUCAUCAGCCCUUUAAAACCUUACUCUUCACUCCAUGUUUUCUGUUCACAGUUUAUUGAAUCAUGGUCUUGUACUGAGUGCUGCCAGCACGAUUUUUGUUGUUUUCCCUGACUACCCACAGCUGCUUCGGUAGGAAUGUAGGGAGCCAGGGGCCAGUAUUGAUUUCAGCCCUCAACAGAAAGGAAACCAGAUGCCCGCCUGUGCCCCCGGCAUUUGUUAGUGCUGAGUAGCUGUGCUGGCCCUUGCAGAAUUGCAGUCUCAAAGGAAACCUGUUUUCAUGGGGCUUUCUCCUCAGAAGAGUUAGUAGCCAUGGGCUAAGCACUCCUAAACAUCUAGGUCUCAGGUACUCGAAAUAUGUUUUUCCUGUGUUUAGUCUUCUUUCAAAACCUCUUUCUGAUGCUGAAUUUCUUCUUGUAAUCAACAUUCAAGGACCUUCCUUUCCACAGAAAGUAGCAGAGUCUUGCCCAGCAGAGUUUACCAAGGUCAGGGUAGCUGCUUUUCUGAGCUCUGGGCCAAUGCCCUCAUGUUAGGAUUAGCUGUUAGGAACAUCGGUCCUGAUGGAAGCACCCAUUUUUAACCUGGAGAGGGCCGUAUCAUUUUCCCUCUGCAGUCCAGUUUUCAUCUGCUCAAGGGAGCAUUUGAGCCGGUGGUGUUCCUUGAUGCUCACAAGUCUAGGUGGUCCUUGGCUGUCUUACAGCCAUAUGUGUGAACUGCUUUUGAUUGGUGAUGAAAGAUUAGUCCUGUUUCCAUAGCUUGGGCAGUUAGGUUAUUCUUAACUCUCUUCAUUUCUGUUCUGUAGCUGGCCUCCUGGAGGCCAUUUUCCAUCUGUUCAGGUCAGAUCCUAGGGCCUUUGGGAAGGUGCUUGGGAUUUUCAUCUUGUGAUUCUGUUGGGUUGGCAUUUAGUCCAGCUCACCUAAACGGUCAGGGGUCAGAGGGAUCUAUCUUGUGUCUGGGCUGGGGAGCAGUUUUUGCCCUUACGGUUUGAAUAUGAGGGCCUAAAAUACUACUUCGCAAUGCCAUGAGAACCCCAGGAAGGGUUAUGUCAUCAGAUUUGAAAUGUGGAAUUUGUUUCUCACAAAUGAGGUCAAAGGAAAAGCUCAUUUUGCACCAUGAUUCCAUCCUUUUGGUUUAGAUUCUUAGAGUAAAAAUCACACUGUUGCGAUCUGUACCUUUGUAAUCGAACCGCCAGGUAAGCAUACCUGUGGCAGGGUGGAGAGAGGAAUGGUCUGGAUCCAGUGUAUUCCAGUUUGAUGCUGGCUUUACCGCUAAUCGUAACAGUUACGUUUUCAAAAACAGAUUACCAGCGUUGCAUCCAGGAGUAUAUGCUCAGAAAUCAGUGUCCCCACCCAAUUAAUAAUAGUGGAUUUGUAUUGAACUGUCCAUAUUCCAGCCACCUGAGUGUACGUCAACAUUCUUUUUAUUCAACAAGCAUUUUUUGGCCUUGGGGGGGUACAGAGUUCAAGAAGACGCAGUCUCUGGCCUUAACCUUGAUGCUGAUGUGGGAUGAACUGAUUGUGAAUAGUUCAGUGUAAUAAAUACCAUAAAUGGGGACACAUUUCUGACUUGGGGGCAGUAGGAGGGUGACAGUUGAUUCAUAUGUGGAAAAGACCUGUGACCUUGGAUGAACUGAGCUAACUGGCCAUAGAUGGACUACAACAAGGACUUGCUUUAUUUCAGAAGAUAAGGAUAACUGAAGGUUGGUUAGAAAUGCUGUCGCUGAGAGAGAAAACAGGUGAGUGGGGAUUGAGAACCCCUCAUUUUGAUCCCUGUUUUAGGCUCUUUGCCAAAGUAUUUCUUAAGAUCUAGUGAAUCCUUGUUUGUGGAAAGCGUAUUAUCUGUGUUGCAUAUCCAGUUCAGUGUUGGUGACAUUAUUGUGGGUUCUGUAACACUUAUUGCCAUCAGAGUUGCUGACACCUUUUUCAUUUUCUCAUCCCUUUUGGAAGAAUUAACGUGAGGUUGGCUUUAACUCUGAAACAAGGACAUACUUUUCAGUGACAAGAGAUUAGCCACAGAGAAGGCUUGGGGCACAUCUAACAUGUGAGCCAUGUAUUCUGUGCAGUGUAGUUUUAUUUAACACUACAGGGUGGUGAUUUCUGUCCUGGAAAUGCACAUACCCUGAAGUUUCGGAUAUAAUUAAUCUAGGGAAGUCGAGGGUGAGGCCUAGCCCUGUUAAGAACCAGUUUAACCAUAAGAAAAUUCUCCGUUCUGAACCGUAUAACCACAAGAAAAAGAUACUUUUCGCUGCCUGGGUAACUGAGAAUUGACUAACUUUGGUAGAAUUCCCAGGAAUGAAGAGUAACUGUUCUGGAAAAUUACAGUGUGCAGGUUCUUUGGAUAGCUUCAUAAAGACAAUUCUAAUUUCUUUGUGCUUGUGCUGGAUUUCUUGAAUUGUAAACUACCUCAUCUUGUCUUUUUAGAGUGACUUCAACUUGUCAUUGCCACUCUAUAACAUCAUGCUUGACUUUGGUGGUUUUCUAACAUGGAGUUUUUUCUAUGCCUUGACAGCACAUUCUCUUGCCUUUUCAUCCGGAUCCUCAUUUCAUCAUCUCGUAUUGUUCUUCUGUCAGAGAAAUGUUUUAAAAUAGCUUAAAAUCUUGGUUUAUGGGAAGUGAUCCUCCACUGCUAUUUGUCUCUGGGAUCAGUAAGAAAGAGUUAAAACACGGCGGUGGGGGGAGGGGAUAGAACCUGCACUGGAGGCAGCUGAGGAGGGAAGAGCCAUUAAUUAAGACAAUUUCAAAGUCAACUGAUUGUGAUCAUUAAUGUCACAAUAGAUCAAAACCUAAUUAUCACAGCCUAGGUAAGAGCCAUCAGUAUUAAUCGGAAAAUCUAAUAGGAAACUAUUAUCAAGAAAUUAGGCUAAAUUGAAUGCAAUGAACUUUUUAUCUUACCAGUCUGUUUGUGUGUGAGUGAGAGAGAGCGAGCGUGCGUGCGCGCUAGAGCUGUCUGUGUCCCCUGGCAUUGACAAGUAUGACCUCACAGUUGAUCUAGGCGCCAGUGGCCAGUUCAUCACACUUUUUGAGGAAUUCCAAACAGACUGAACCUGAACUGUCAUUGUCAUUUUCAUCAGUCUUGAAUAUUACCAUCACCUGGGCUUGUCCAGUGUUGGUCAGGAGUAAAAAAAGGUGUAUAUUUAGAUCUUGGGAUGGUCAGUCCUUCCUGGCAUUAGAGUAACCCUGGUGGACAUUAUACCAUGUGUGUUGGCAAAUCAUUCUUUGAGCUUCUGAGGUAUGUUAAGAGUCCAGCUACUCUGGCUACUGUGAGUGGGGGCACAGAGGAAAAGAGGGGCUUCCUGCCUGGAGAUUCUUUAAGGAGACCCGAGAAGAUAGAGUUUAAUUGUGUCACAGCACUUUUAAGGCUCAAGUCCGUGUUUUGCAGUUUCCAGUAGCUUUAGGAUUUGAUUCAAAGCUAGGACUGACUGUGUAUUUAGUUUUUUUCCCCCUAGUUUUAGGACAAGGGUCAUAAUCAUUACUACCAGAGUCCAGCCGUAGUCCAAAGGAGGGGGGAAAGUGCUUUUCCUUUUAGCUUUCUUUUGUCAAAAAGUUAGGCCCCUGUCAGGAUUUUAAAGAAUAUUACGAGAGUCUUACAAGUAGUUCUAGAGAACACUUCAUCCCUUCUCCCUGAAUGGAAAACUAGGGGUCACCAUUCAUAUCCUUAAUUUUGAGAGCCAUUCAUGAAGAUACUGCAACUCCUGAGGUUGGGCUGGGACAGAAAGUUGGAAAGAUGCCUUGUGGCCAUUGAGGGGAAGGACAGUGGCAGCAGAAGGAUCCCUGCCCCCUGCCUCAUCCCAUAGGGACUGCUGCUGCCACCGGCACUAUUGUUGCUAAUCUUGCCCCCCACCCCCUCCCCUCCCAACCUUGCAAUUCCACGCACGAUCAAGAUCACCGCUGGGGACAAGGUUCUCGUUUAAAUGAGGUUUUGUUCUUGAAUUUCAGGAUUUAGGAGUAGGGGUUCUCACACAGAACUCUGGGAAGUCAGCGUGACUUAGUCCUUCACCUCUUAACGAUAAAGUGAAUAUUUCUUUAUGAAUUCAUGCCCUUAAUGCUUGAAAUGGAAUUUUAUUUGCAGAAUAUCCAUUAACACGUGAUUUUCAGAAGCAGUUUGUGUCUCUAAGCUUCCUUGUGUUAUGCCAGAUAAAGAAUAGGCCCUCUGUUAAUACUUGUGGGUUGAUGGAGAUCAUCUAGUUUGCAGUGUAAGGUAUACCUGCUGACUUCCUUUGCUUGCAAGUGCGCCCUAAGAAGUAAAAUGCCCUGGGGAGUGGAACAAGAAUUGAGUGGAUGCUGACUACGUGUGCCAACCUCCUCAACUGAUUCAUAAUGGCUGACCUUGGGCAAGUCACUCCUUCCAAUGCCUCAGUUCCCCAUCUGUCAAAUGGGGUUAAUGAUACUGACCUACCUCACAGGGGUGUUGUGAGGCAUUGUAAAUCAAAGUUGGUAGAGUACCGUAGGGUCCUCGCUGGAGGAUGCCUUGAGCCGAAGUCUAAAGUCUAGGCCUGACACGGGCUUUAGUCCUCACUGAGCUGUCCCAAGGUUGGAACUGCCAGUGACCUCGGCAAGUUCUCUGCCCCCCACCCCCACCCCUCAUCAAAGCUGCUAGUUCAGAUGUUGACAGUGUUUUUGUGAAUGUUGGAGUCUUAAUAGUCCAGACUUAGGAUGUCAUGGGGGAAGGCACUUAGUAUUUUCUAUGUCUUGCAUCCACGAAGAGAGGCUGUUCCAUACCCAAGAGUAUUGGAUUAGGGAACCAUGAGGCAGGGAUGCUAUUGCUUGUUUCUGCAGGUUGGGUGUUAAGGUCCUGUUCCCCAUGGGAUUGGAGCAGACUCCAGCUGUCUCAGGAGCAAAAUGAACACAGUGGGCUGAAUUUAUAGCAUUGAUUUUAUUGCCCCCUGAAUGGAAUCACUGCACCCUCGCCUCUCCAUAGGAACCAGCUGGUUCAAUAAACAUAACCACUUUGUCCAUCCCCUACCAAAAGAGCCACUGUGGGAAAGUUUUUGUCUAGAGAUACAUUUAACACUCAGAAUGAGGCAGUGAUACUCCUUAAAGCUUCAUCCAACUUACUGUACUCAUUUGUCCUCUUUUUCUCAGUGUCCACAGUCUGAAUCUGACCUUGACCUCUUUUUCCUCCGGUUUGGGAAAACUUUGGACACUAUUUCUACUUGCCCAGAUGUGGGCUCAGCCAGCUCUUCCCCACAGGGCUCUUUCUCCUUUCCCCUCUCCUUGGCCCUAGAUGUGUAACCCAUGGAAAAGCACAAGGUCCUGGCCCCUUGCUGCAGUCACAUUCCGGUUCUCCGCGCUCUGUGGACUUUGUUCACUCAGCGCUGGCGGCACCAGGUGGUUCUGUGGAGUUCUGGAGGGUGGAGAGCGCACAGUCUGACCUCCUGCCUCCUGCCAAGUAGCCAGGAGUUGACUCACCCGUGGCCCAGCAGCCCUUGCCCUUUCUCACAGGAUGGGAUCCGAGAGACUCAAGAGGCUGGGCUUCUUUCCGCACUCUGUCCCAUCCUGAGUCACAAAACACAUCACACUUGGUAGCCAGAUUUCUAAGUGGAAAAAUGGGAAGUUGAAUUCUCUAUGGAUCUUUUUGGUUUGUGGGGGAGUUUUGGUUGUGUUUCUUGGUUUUAGUUCAGCCAAACAUGUCUGCUUUUCAUUUUUUUUUAUUUUUUUAGGAUAAGUGAUAUAUAUAUAUGUUCGCCUUUUAAAUGUAAAUGUUUAAAAGUAGGCAAUUUAUGUGUUUCCACAACUGACAUUGAUGCAGACCUCAUUCUUUCCCCCUCUUCCACCCUCUUUUCCCUCUUUUCAUACUCUUGUAUUGGUUCUAAUAAAUGGUUGCUUUUCAAAUAUG
This is a messenger RNA of Acinonyx jubatus (cheetah), 9197 nucleotides long. RefSeq names its product chromobox 5 (gene CBX5). The transcript has 6 exons. Gene Ontology annotation, biological process: negative regulation of transcription by RNA polymerase II; chromatin organization. Gene Ontology annotation, molecular function: chromatin binding. NCBI's taxonomy places the organism in Eukaryota, Metazoa, Chordata, Mammalia, Carnivora, Felidae. Gene Ontology annotation, cellular component: nucleus; pericentric heterochromatin. Bases 370 to 945 code for a protein of 191 amino acids. The record is from RefSeq and is a predicted model, not a curated record.